Drosophila biarmipes is the source of this 539-nucleotide messenger RNA. RefSeq names its product lysozyme A/C-like. The record is from RefSeq and is a predicted model, not a curated record. The annotation marks the transcript as partial. The transcript has a single exon. Lineage: Eukaryota; Metazoa; Arthropoda; Insecta; Diptera; Drosophilidae. Gene Ontology annotation, molecular function: lysozyme activity.
CCCGCUAUCAGCCGAGGAUUUGGCUAUAAAAACGCGAGGCACUCCCUGUUCCGACAUCAGUUUUCAAAAAUUGUCAACAUGAAGGCUUUCUUCGUUUUGGUUGCCCUGGCCUGUGCCGCCCCAGCCUUUGCCCGCACCAUGGACCGUUGCUCCCUGGCCCGCGAGAUGUCCAACCUGGGCGUUCCCCGCGACCAGCUGGACAAGUGGACCUGCAUCGCCGAGCACGAGAGCUCCUACCGCACCGGCGUGGUGGGUCCCGAGAACUGGAACGGCUCCAACGACUACGGCAUCUUCCAGAUCAACGACUACUACUGGUGCGCUCCCCCCAGCGGUCGCUUCUCCUACAACGAGUGCGGCACCAGCUGCAACGCCCUCCUGAGCGACGACAUCACCAGCUCCGUCCGCUGUGCCCAGAAGGUGCUCAGCCAGCAGGGAUGGUCCGCCUGGUCCACCUGGCACUACUGCAGCGGAUGGCUGCCGUCCAUCGAUGACUGCUUCUAAGCCGAUUCUGACCACGAAUAAAAUGAUUGCAUGAAACA